Manis javanica (Malayan pangolin) is the source of this 4051-nucleotide messenger RNA. The record is from RefSeq and is a predicted model, not a curated record. Lineage: Eukaryota; Metazoa; Chordata; Mammalia; Pholidota; Manidae.
AAGGCGGAACCUUUCUGUCGCGCCUCCAAUUAACCUGCGCAGUGGGGAUCAUUUAGGUCUGCGCGCAGCCCUUGUGCUGCGGUUUGCUUGGGGCAGCAAAGACAGUAGUGAGUCUAAUCGCUUCUUCCUUCGUCGUGAGCAGCAUGGAUGUGCUUGCGGAGGAGUUUGGGAACCUGAGCCGGGAGCAACUGGCUGCGCCCAUCCCGACUGUAGAGGAAAAAUGGAGGCUGCUUCCAGCAUUCUUAAAGGUGAAAGGCCUUGUGAAACAGCAUAUAGAUUCCUUUAACUAUUUCAUUAAUGUAGAGAUAAAGAAGAUCAUGAAAGCCAAUGAAAAGGUUACAAGUGAUGCUGACCCCAUGUGGUACUUAAAGUAUCUUAACAUCUAUGUUGGGCUUCCUGAUGUUGAAGAAAGUUUCAAUGUAACUAGACCAGUGUCCCCUCAUGAGUGCCGUCUGCGGGACAUGACGUACUCUGCCCCCAUCACAGUGGAUAUUGAGUACACCCGAGGCAGCCAGAGGAUCAUCCGCAAUGCCUUACCCAUUGGCAGAAUGCCCAUAAUGCUACGGAGUUCAAACUGUGUUCUCACAGGAAAAACACCCGCAGAGUUUGCCAAACUGAAUGAAUGUCCUUUAGAUCCAGGUGGCUACUUCAUUGUUAAAGGAGUAGAAAAAGUGAUUCUUAUCCAAGAGCAGCUGUCUAAGAACAGGAUCAUUGUGGAGGCUGACAGAAAAGGGGCCGUUGGUGCUUCAGUUACCAGCUCUACCCAUGAAAAAAAAAGCAGAACCAAUAUGGCUGUGAAACAAGGACGAUUUUAUCUGAGGCAUAAUACGUUGUCCGAAGAUAUACCCAUUGUAAUCAUAUUUAAGGCCAUGGGUGUUGAGAGUGACCAGGAAAUUGUGCAGAUGAUUGGAACAGAGGAGCACGUGAUGGCUGCAUUUGGGCCCAGUUUGGAAGAGUGCCAGAAAGCUCAGAUUUUCACACAGAUGCAGGCAUUAAAAUAUAUAGGGAACAAAGUGAGGAGGCAAAGGAUGUGGGGAGGUGGACCGAAGAAAACCAAAGUAGAAGAAGCAAGAGAGCUACUGGCCUCCACCAUUCUGACCCACGUGCCAGUUAAAGAAUUCAAUUUCCGAGCCAAAUGUAUAUAUACUGCGGUGAUGGUGCGAAGAGUAAUUCUGGCCCAAGGAGAUAAUAAAGUUGACGACAGAGACUACUAUGGGAACAAGCGAUUGGAGUUGGCAGGACAGCUUUUAUCACUGCUUUUUGAAGAUUUAUUCAAAAAAUUUAAUUCUGAAAUGAAGAAGAUUGCAGACCAGGUGAUUCCUAAACAAAGAGCAGCCCAAUUUGAUGUGGUGAAACACAUGCGUCAAGACCAGAUCACCAAUGGCAUGGUGAAUGCCAUUUCUACAGGAAAUUGGUCUCUAAAGAGAUUUAAAAUGGACCGCCAGGGUGUGACUCAGGUGCUGUCUCGCUUGUCAUACAUAUCUGCAUUGGGCAUGAUGACCAGAAUCUCUUCCCAGUUUGAAAAAACAAGAAAAGUGAGCGGUCCUCGAUCCCUGCAGCCAUCUCAGUGGGGGAUGCUCUGUCCAUCGGACACUCCUGAGGGAGAGGCAUGUGGUUUGGUUAAAAACUUGGCCCUUAUGACACAUAUCACUACUGACAUGGAAGAUGGACCCAUUGUUAAGUUAGCCAGCAACCUGGGAGUAGAAGAUGUGAAUUUAUUAUGUGGGGAAGAACUCUCUUACCCAAAUGUGUUUCUCGUCUUCCUCAAUGGUAACAUUCUAGGUGUCAUUCGAGACCAUCAGAAGCUAGUGAACACAUUUCGACUGAUGCGAAGAGCAGGAUAUAUCAAUGAAUUUGUUUCCAUCUCAACAAAUCUCACAGAUCGAUGUGUCUAUAUUUCCUCUGAUGGAGGAAGGCUGUGCAGACCAUACAUAAUUGUUAAGAAACAGAAGCCUGCAGUCACGAAUAAGCAUAUGGAAGAGCUGGCUCAGGGAUACAGGAAUUUUGAAGAUUUCUUACAUGAGAGUCUGGUUGAAUAUUUAGAUGUGAAUGAAGAAAAUGAUUGUAACAUCGCACUCUAUGAGCAUACAAUUAAUAAACCUAGUAGGUGGCAUUCUGUUUUCUCCAAUGUCAAUGAAGGUACCAUUGGAUACAACCAACGGAACAGAAUUGAUACACUCAUGUAUCUACUAGCAUAUCCACAAAAACCCAUGGUUAAAACGAAGACUAUAGAGUUGAUAGAAUUUGAGAAACUGCCAGCUGGGCAAAAUGCAACAGUUGCUGUGAUGAGUUACAGUGGCUAUGAUAUUGAAGAUGCUCUUGUUUUAAACAAGGCCUCCUUGGACAGAGGAUUUGGGCGUUGCCUUGUUUAUAAAAAUGCUAAAUGUACAUUGAAACGAUAUACCAAUCAGACUUUUGAUAAAGUGAUGGGGCCGAUGUUGGAUGCUGCUACAAGGAAACCCAUCUGGCGGCAUGAAAUUUUAGAUGCGGAUGGUAUUUGUUCUCCAGGUGAGAAAGUAGAAAACAAGCAAGUGCUUGUAAAUAAGUCCAUGCCCACAGUAACUCAGAUUCCCUUGGAGGGAAGUAAUGUGCCGCAGCAACCCCAGUACAAAGAUGUGCCCAUCACCUACAAAGGGGCAACGGAUUCAUAUAUUGAAAAAGUGAUGAUAUCUUCAAAUGCUGAAGAUGCUUUUUUGAUCAAAAUGCUGCUGAGACAGACGAGGCGUCCAGAAAUUGGAGAUAAAUUCAGCAGUCGUCAUGGGCAGAAAGGUGUUUGUGGCUUGAUUGUGCCUCAGGAAGACAUGCCAUUUUGUGAUUCUGGCAUCUGUCCGGACAUCAUAAUGAACCCACAUGGCUUCCCAUCGCGAAUGACGGUGGGAAAGUUAAUUGAGCUGUUGGCUGGCAAAGCCGGUGUGCUAGAUGGCAGAUUCCACUAUGGCACUGCGUUUGGAGGCAGUAAAGUGAAGGAUGUGUGUGAAGACCUCGUUCGCCAUGGUUAUAACUACUUGGGGAAAGACUAUGUUACAUCUGGCAUCACAGGUGAGCCCUUGGAAGCAUACAUCUAUUUUGGCCCCGUGUACUAUCAGAAACUGAAACACAUGGUGCUAGAUAAGAUGCAUGCCCGGGCCCGGGGGCCACGAGCCGUCCUCACCAGGCAACCCACUGAAGGUCGGUCUCGUGAUGGUGGUUUGCGUCUUGGAGAAAUGGAACGUGACUGUUUAAUUGGUUAUGGAGCCAGUAUGCUUUUACUAGAGAGACUAAUGAUUUCAAGUGAUGCCUUUGAGGUUGAUGUCUGCGGGCAGUGCGGCCUUCUGGGGUAUUCUGGCUGGUGUCAUUACUGCAAGUCAUCCUGUCACGUGUCUUCCCUCCGCAUUCCCUACGCCUGCAAGCUGCUCUUCCAGGAACUGCAGUCGAUGAACAUUAUCCCCAGGUUAAAACUGUCCAAAUACAAUGAGUAAGGAUGGAAGAGAUGGUUCUUUAAAGAACAGUUGAUUUGUCCAACACAGCUGAAAGCAGAGGGAUUGAGGACACUUCUGCUCCUGUGAAUAAUUCUUUGAGUGGUCUCUCUCUCAAAAAAAAAUUGAUGGAGCAGCUUUUUACACAGUAGAAGACCGACUAAACCACCUUGCUCGGUGAGGCCUCAGACCCUGGGUGAGAUGCCAACAUGGAUUGUGAUGCAGUCUCUCCUUCGUAUACUGACUGAUUGACAAAUGGACACUCCCUAAGAGAUAAAUAAACUCUUAUUUAUGUUCUGGUAUCAUGAAAUUUACUCAUUAGAAAGUCCUUCCUCCUUAAAAAGAAUGUUUGGGAUUAAAUUAAGAUCAGGAUUCUUAGGAAACUCGAAGGCUAUCAAGAAUCUGUUAGAGUCGGUUGACUCAGCCCUUGUCGAGGUGGCUGACGUGAGCAGCGCGUGAAGGAAAGAGCACCGAGGGAGGCUGGAAGAGUGGCGGCCUUCUUCUCUGGUCUUCUGAGGGGGUUCUCCCAAUGCUGAGUCUCACCUUUACACACCCAACCCUUUUCAUUUUAAUCUUGGUGAAAUACAAUAAAUAUA